Molecule: messenger RNA, 2906 nt
Organism: Magallana angulata
Lineage: Eukaryota; Metazoa; Mollusca; Bivalvia; Ostreida; Ostreidae
Product: adenosine deaminase-like
Exons: 10
Coding region: 374-1366 (330 amino acids)
Biological process (GO): purine ribonucleoside monophosphate biosynthetic process; inosine biosynthetic process; adenosine catabolic process
Cellular component (GO): cytosol; external side of plasma membrane
Molecular function (GO): adenosine deaminase activity
Source: RefSeq, a predicted model, not a curated record
GGCAUUCCGGCUUUCUAUUAGAUCCGCGCAUGACCUCAAUCAGAACUGCACUUUGUGUUGUGGGGUUUUUUUUAACACAAAUAUUACGUAAUUCUCAACGAGCGAACGAAGUCCAAGCAGUGAAAGCGAUAGAACGAGAGCUAACGAGACAGAAAAAGUGUACCGGAAAAUGUCUACAAACCAAUUCCCAUACAAGUAGGCAUUCCGGCUUUCUAUUAGAUCCGCGCAUGACCUGAAUCAGAACUGCACUUUGUGUUGUGGGUUUUUUUAAAAACACAAAUAUUACGUAAUUCUCAACGAGCGAACGAAGUCCAAGCAGUGAAAGCGAUAUCUUCUAACGAAAGCUAACGAGACAGAAAAAGUGUACCGGAAAAUGUCUAGAAACCAUUUCCCAUACAAGAUUGAGCUGCAUGUCCAUCUGGAUGGAGCCAUCCGUACGGAGACCAUCGUCGAGACAGCCAAGCGCAGGGGCAUACAUUUUCCAUGGGAAACGACGGAAGAAUUGAAGUCGCACGUGGUUAUGACGUCACCUCCAUACACAUUACAGGCUCUGUUAGACAAAUUCAACACUUUCAUGCCAGUUGUUGCAGGUGACAGAGAUGCCAUCUACAAGCUGGCCUAUGACUUUUGCGAGGACUCCAUGCUACACAACGUGUACUAUGUGGAGGCUCGGUAUUCGCCCCAGUUGUUCGCCAACAAAAUGACCAAUGGCGAGAAACCGCCCUACGCUCUGACGGAGGGCGACAUCACGCCCCGGGAAGUGGUCAGCAUCAUCUGUGACGCUUUUGAGAAAGGCUCCAAAGACUUUGGGAUCAUUGUCAAGUCCAUUCUCUGUUGCGUUGUACAUGAACCAAAUUGGUCAAAUGAAGUAGUGGAACUGUGUAAGGAGUUUCAAUCACGUGGUGUGGUUGCCAUUGACAUCACCUGCGGUGACCUUGACCCAAAAAUUCAUAAUAAAGAACUACAUACUCGUGCUUUCCAGCAAGCCUCCAAACUUGGAAUACACAGAACUGUACAUGCGGGAGAGAAUGGGCCAGCGGAGGGCAUCAAGUUGGCCCUAGAUGAGAUGCAUGCAGAGAGGAUCGGGCACGGAUAUAAAGUGGUGGACGAUCCCGAUCUAUAUGAACGCUGUAGGAAGGAGAACAUACACUUUGAAGUGUGUCCGAUAUCUAGUGUCAAACUUGGUUCCGUCUCCGAUGACCUUGACAAGCACCCCCUCCACAGGUUUAUUGACGACGAGGUCAAUUUCUCCAUCAGCACGGAUGACCCCAUCGUCCUUGACAACAACCUGACCAGUGAUUAUGAAAUGGUGAUGGAAAUGGGAUUGGAUAAGGACCACGUGAUCGCUACGGACGUCUGCGUCUAAUGGAAUGGUACCAUUGAACUGUACUGCAGGAAGGUUUGUUGUUUUUUGUAGACGUUCGGUGCUGUAGAUUUCUUUUUUAUUUUUCAUAAAUGUCUGCACGUUUUGCUGUGUUUUUACAAUGAGGGGGCUGGACUUCUGUCAGAUAUCAAUAGGACUGAGCAAAAAUAGAGUGGAUAUUUGACAAUGCCAUGUAAAGUCCGUGUAAUAAAGCUUGAAUUAACCCGUCGUCUGUUAUAAUAACUAAAUUAACCAUGCAGUCGUCUAUCUAAAAUAUCAGAAUAUAUUGUGGCAAAGUAAAUACACAUUUUGCCAUAUAUAUCUAAAUGUUACAUUCAGAUACAAUUUCAUUUCUUUGGUUAUAGUCAUAGAUCAAUAUACUUUUACAUGAUUCGCGGUAAAAACUUAAACUUAUUUUCAUUUUACUUAAAUCUUACAUCUAGGCUUUGAUAUUUUAUUACAUAUCUUUACACUAUGUUUGAUACUUUUUAUUUGUUUUCUACAUUAGUAAAUGUCAAUUAAACUAUCAACAAUUAAUUUGUAUGUAUAUAGAACGUCUUUGUAAUUAAUGCACGUGUAUUUAUAGUAAAACCCGGUUAUAGCGAACACACAUAUAUAAUGACUUGACGCUUACAGCGAAGUGAUUUUCAUUCCCUGUGACUUUAUUACAUGUUGUAAACCUCACGUAUAAAACAAAUUACGUUUAUAACGAAGUAAAAUCGCCCGUCCCUAGCACUUCGUUAUAAGCGUGUUUUACUGUAUUUGAUAUCAGCAGGCUACGCGUAUGUUUGAGUUUCAAUUUCAUUUCUGCAUGAUUAAUCACGGUAUAUGCAGUCUUAAUACCGUAUUCUAUUUUAAAUGUUACAAAUAACAGAUUACAUAUUGAUUUAGGGUGGUCAUGUACCAGGCUAAAGCUAGCAGCCACUAACAGCAGCCAAUAAGCCCGUAGAAGCUAGCUGCCAAUAUUUUAAGUACUGAGAGCACUCGAACAAAAAAUAUAUUUUACUUUAUCAUCGACAUACUUUGAUUAAUAUCAAUAUGAUUUAUGUACCAAUAAUUUGUACGAACAUUGACUUUGGAGGCCGUAAAACUAGCCUGGAUAAGAAUUAAAAAUGCGUCUGUGUUUAACAGAAAUCAAAGAAAUAUUGAUAUAUGUCUACACGGGUCAGAAGGUAUGAAAAUAAUGUUAUCUUAAGUGUAAAAUAAUUUGAUUCAAUCAGGUUGGUCUUGCGUAUUUUAUGAUUGCCUUUCCUUUGGAUAUUUUCGUCCUUUAAACCUAUUACUUUACUACAUGUUGUAAACCUCACGUAUAUAACAAAUUAUGUUUAUAACGAAGUAAAAUCGCCCGUCCCUGGCCAUUCGUUAUAAGCGUGUUUUACUGUAUUUGAUUUCGUCCUCUAAACGACUGGUGCAUUGAUGUUGUUUUAAUUUGUUUGGGUCUUCUGUCACGUGAUGUAUCUGUAUGACGUACCUGUGUUUGGUUUUUUUUAAAUAUCAGAUAUUCCAUGCCGCCCGCUCCUGUUUCGCCUCACCGGAAGAGAAA